GGUGUUGUUGUGUGGAGGAGGCGGGGCUUCCCUCAGCAGCAGCAGCACACAGAGGAGCAGACCGUGCAGAGUGACAGGGCGUUAUCUUUACAUGAUUAAAACACUGAACGGAGAGGAACACACUCACCGACCCACAGGAACACAUCUCAAACAUCCAGUCCGUCAUGGAGUCCUAUGACAUCUUAGCUAACCAGCCGGUUGUGAUUGAUAAUGGUUCAGGGGUCAUCAAGGCUGGGUUUGCAGGAGACCAGAUCCCCAAAUACUGCUUCCCUAACUAUGUGGGACGUCCCAAGCAUGUGCGCGUGAUGGCAGGAGCCCUGGAGGGAGACCUCUUCAUCGGACCCAAGGCUGAGGAGCACAGGGGCCUGUUGUCGGUUCGAUACCCGAUGGAGCACGGCAUCGUGAAGGACUGGAACGACAUGGAGCGAAUCUGGCAGUACGUUUACUCCAAGGAGCAGCUGCAGACUUUCUCCGAGGAGCAUCCUGUGCUGCUAACCGAAGCUCCACUCAACCCCAGCAAGAACAGAGAGAAGGCUGCAGAGGUGUUCUUUGAGACCUUCAACGUCCCCGCGCUCUUCAUCUCCAUGCAGGCGGUCCUCAGCUUGUACGCCACAGGUCGUACCACCGGUGUGGUGCUGGACUCCGGGGACGGCGUCACUCACGUGGUGCCCAUCUACGAAGGCUUUGCCAUCCCACACUCCAUCAUGCGCGUGGACAUCGCAGGGAGAGACGUGUCCCGGUACCUGCGUCUGCUGCUGCGCAAAGAAGGCUACAACUUCAACACGUCUGCAGAGUUCGAGGUCGUGCGCACCGUCAAAGAGAGAGCCUGCUAUCUCUCCCUCAACCCACAGAAGGAUGAGACCCUAGAAACAGAGAAGGCUCAGUACGUCCUCCCUGAUGGAAGCACUUUAAACAUCGGUCCGGCCCGGUUCAGAGCUCCAGAGCUGCUCUUCAGACCCGACCUGAUCGGAGACGAGAGCUCGGGGAUCCACGAGGUCCUGGCCUACGCCAUCCAGAAGUCUGACAUGGACCUGCGACGCACACUCUUCUCCACCAUCGUGCUGUGUGGAGGAUCCACGCUGAUCAAAGGAUUUGGGGAGCGACUACUAACUGAGGUUAAGAAGCUGGCGCCCAAAGACGUGAAGAUCAAGAUCUCUGCUCCCCAGGAGAGGCUGUACUCCACAUGGAUCGGCGGCUCCAUCCUGGCAUCGUUGGACACCUUUAAGAAGAUGUGGGUGUCGAAGCGGGAAUAUGAAGAAGACAGAGCACGUGCCAUCCACAGGAAGACCUUCUAGAGAGGGGAGCAGGCGUCCUGCUAAUGCCCCCAGAACUGCCCUCAAACCCCCCCCUUCCUCCCCCCCGUCAUCAUACUGUCGGAGAUUCUCCUGCACCUUCAUCUCCGGUACCUCUGCAUCAUCUUUAUCUAAACCUGCUGUCAGCCUUCUGCUUUCCCUCCCCUCCUCCCCCCCCUGCCCAGAGAAACACACGUUUGUGUGUGCAGGUCUCCAUAUUUACCUCCUUUUAUUGGCCUCCUGUUCUUCCUGCUGCAGGGUGACGAUGGCGGCACCCUGUUACCCCCCCCUCCCAAAACAUCCACACACACCCACAGACAGAGGGCCGUCAGGGUAUCUGAGAGGGCAGAUCAUAGCACUGUGGACUCCUCCUGCAGGCCAUGCUACUUUACUUUCAGUUAGUCCUCGUUGAAGUAUUGCUCUCUCGCCUGCAGCAGCAGCAGCAGCAGCCCUGCGAGGUGUAGAAUAUCAUGACAUGUCAAUAAACAUGAAUGUUUUUCUUUUUUUUGCUACUGUUGAAAUCUCCAUUCCAGACCGAAGAUUUAGAUUUUUAUUUGAUGUCCGUUUUUGUCGACUGUCUGUCUGUUUCUGACACGAGUUAGCUGACGCAGAGCGGAGGUGUUCAGUCCUGCAGAGAGGAGGAGUAGAGCGCAGGUGAAAAAAAGGAACCACUGUAUUAUAUAUCUGGCCUCAACUGCACACUGACUGCAGUUAAUUUAUCACCCGACUGAUUGGAUUCUCUUUCUCUGUCAUUAUUACCAAUGAAAUGUUUCUACAUGAACAUGCCGUCACGUGUUUGUGUCGAUGAGGAAAAUGUUCAGUCAUUGAGUCGGCCUUUUUGUUUUUCAGCUGACGGGAUUAAAAAACAACAAAGUGUAGAAAA
This is a messenger RNA of Notolabrus celidotus (New Zealand spotty), 2175 nucleotides long. RefSeq names its product actin related protein 1, centractin (gene actr1). The coding region runs from base 165 to 1295 and encodes 376 amino acids. The transcript is spliced from 11 exons. Lineage: Eukaryota; Metazoa; Chordata; Actinopteri; Labriformes; Labridae. The record is from RefSeq and is a predicted model, not a curated record.